UCGUUUUAAUAAUAUACAAUGUAAAAACAUAAGCAAAAUAAAUAAAUAAAAAAAAAAGAAGCGAAGCGAACAAUCAUGUGUUCAACAAUACAAUAAAAGCAAAUAUGUCUGUGUAAUAAGUGAGCAAUCGUCAGCCAAACAACGAACAAUGAGUAAUUAUAGAUACCAUGGCCAUGGCAGCGGCGGCGGCGGCGGCGGUGGGGGUGGAGGCAACGGCGGCUACUAUGGCAUUGAGGUGCGCGACAUGCAUCAGCGUAUCUCCUAUCCGCAUCAUUUUACGUUCGUUAGCUCCUGCGUUAAGUACAUGAUAUUUAUAUUGAACUUCAUGUUCUGGCUGUUUGGCGGCCUGCUCUUGGGCAUUGGCGUCUACGCAUUCAAGAUUAAAUGGGAGGAGUCGAACGGUUGGGUGAAGCUGGAGAACAUUUACGAUGUCAUACUGAACAUAUCCCUGGUGAUGAUCAUCACCGGCAUUGUCAUAUUUGUAGUCAGCUUUGCCGGCUGCCUGGGUGCACUGAGAGAAAAUACUUGUCUACUCAAAUUCUAUUCGCUGUGCCUGCUGAUAUUCUUCCUUAUGGAAAUGGCCAUAGCGAUCAUUUGCUUCGUGUUUCCACAAAACAUGAACUCCUUUCUCGAGGAUCAGUUUACGGACAAGAUCAUUCACUCGUAUCGCGACGAUCCGGAUCUGCAGAAUUUCAUUGAUUUCGCCCAGAAGGAGUUUCAGUGCUGCGGCUUGAGCAAUGCCGGCUACCAGGACUGGAGCAAAAAUGAGUACUUCAACUGCUCCUCGCCCUCAGUGGAGAAAUGCGGCGUGCCCUACAGCUGUUGCAUCAAUGCGACGGACAUCAGCACGGGCUUAGUCAACAUCAUGUGUGGCUAUGGCGUCCAGGAGCAUUCAGUGGCGGCGGCCAGCAAACUGAUAUGGACCAGCGGCUGCAUUGAGGUCGUACGCGUCUGGGCCGAGCGGAAUCUGUAUACCAUUGCAGGCAUUGCAUUGGGCGUGGCACUUGUUCAAUUGCUGGUAAUUUACUUGGCCAAGACGCUGGAGGGACAAAUCGAAUUGCAAAAAUCGCGCUGGGCAGCAUAAGGCCGAGGAUCUAUCUAUCUAUACCCACUUAGGCAGCAUUAGGACUCGCAUCUUUCUAUACCCACUUAGUCAUAGUUGGCCAAUCUAGCAUGGAUCAGCUAUUUCAAGAUUGAUUAGACUAAUAUUCUGAUAUAUACAUAUUUAUAGCACGUAGCGCAGACACCUUUUUGUCUACGUCUUUCGAGUAUUUAUAAGACAACAAAUCAUAUUUAUAUGUGAGAUUGUAAAUG
Drosophila hydei is the source of this 1314-nucleotide messenger RNA. RefSeq names its product tetraspanin-33. Gene Ontology annotation, cellular component: membrane. NCBI's taxonomy places the organism in Eukaryota, Metazoa, Arthropoda, Insecta, Diptera, Drosophilidae. Gene Ontology annotation, biological process: protein maturation; protein localization to plasma membrane. The transcript is spliced from 2 exons. Bases 149 to 1084 code for a protein of 311 amino acids. The record is from RefSeq and is a predicted model, not a curated record.